Mustela lutreola (European mink) is the source of this 5478-nucleotide messenger RNA. RefSeq names its product dehydrogenase E1 and transketolase domain containing 1 (gene DHTKD1). The record is from RefSeq and is a predicted model, not a curated record. Gene Ontology annotation, biological process: tricarboxylic acid cycle. Lineage: Eukaryota; Metazoa; Chordata; Mammalia; Carnivora; Mustelidae. Bases 122 to 2884 code for a protein of 920 amino acids. The transcript is spliced from 17 exons. Gene Ontology annotation, molecular function: thiamine pyrophosphate binding; oxoglutarate dehydrogenase (succinyl-transferring) activity.
GGGCUCCCGCCUCCCGCUUCCCGCUGGGCCACUGCACGGGUUCCAGGAGGCCCAGGGGCGACCCUUGGUUCUCCCGGCGGCUGCUGCCCCUCGUCUUGCGACUCAGGGGUCCGGGCGGGACAUGGCCACGGCCACUGUGGCAGCAGCAAGACGAAGCUUCUGCCGAGCCCCUCCGCUCCUCCUCCGGCGUGGUUACCAGACGGAGAAGGGCGUCUAUGGCUACCGGCCGAGGAAGCCCGAGAGCCGGGAGCCCCGGGGCGGCCUGGCGCGCCCUCCAGUUGAUCAUGGUCUUGCCAGAUUGGUGACAGUAUACUGUGAACAUGGUCAUAAAGCUGCCAAAAUCAACCCUCUCUUCAGUGGACAAGCCUUGCAGGAGAAUGUGCCUGAGAUCCAAGCUCUUGUACAGACCCUUCAGGGACCUUUUAAUACCACAGGAUUAUUAAACAUGGGGAAGGAGGAGGCCUCUCUUGAGGAAGUACUGGCCUAUCUCAACCAAAUCUACUGUGGGCAAAUUUCUAUUGAAACCUCCCAACUUCAGAGCCAGGAGGAGAAAGACUGGUUUGCCAAGCGGUUUGAGGAACUGAAGAAAGAGUCCUUUAGCACAGAAGAGCGAAAACAUCUGUCAAAACUAAUGCUAGAAUCCCAGGAGUUUGACCACUUUUUGGCCACCAAGUUUGCCACAGUGAAGCGGUAUGGGGGCGAAGGAGCGGAGAGCAUGAUGGGCUUUUUCCACGAGUUGCUGAAAAUGGCAGCCUACAGUGGGAUCACGGAUGUGAUUAUUGGCAUGCCCCACAGAGGGAGGCUUAAUUUAUUAACAGGCCUUCUGCAGUUCCCUCCGGAGCUGAUGUUCCGUAAAAUGAGAGGCUUAAGUGAAUUUCCAGAAAAUGUUUCAGCCACUGGAGAUGUCCUGUCUCACUUGACCUCCUCGGUUGAUCUAGAUUUUGGCGCGCACCAUCCCCUCCAUGUGACCAUGCUGCCUAACCCAUCGCACCUGGAAGCAGUCAACCCCGUGGCUGUGGGGAAGACUCGUGGAAGGCAGCAAUCUAGACAGGAUGGGGACUACUCUCCAGAUAGUUCUGCUCAGCCUGGGGACAAAGUCAUUUGCUUACAGGUUCACGGUGAUGCAUCUUUCUGUGGUCAGGGGAUUGUUCCUGAAACAUUUACGUUGUCUAGUCUCCCACAUUUCAGAAUAGGUGGGAGUGUCCAUCUGAUUGUCAAUAACCAGCUGGGUUACACCACUCCUGCAGAAAGAGGAAGAUCUUCCUUAUACUGCAGUGACAUCGGAAAGCUUGUGGGCUGCGCCAUCAUCCACGUCAAUGGAGAUAGCCCGGAGGAAGUGGUCCGUGCUGCACAACUGGCUUUUGAAUACCAGCGCCAUUUCCGGAAAGAUGUGAUUGUUGAUUUGUUAUGCUACAGGCAGUGGGGCCACAACGAGCUGGAUGAGCCCUUCUUCACCAACCCGGUCAUGUACAAGAUCAUCAGAGCCCGAAAGAGCAUCCCGGACACCUAUGCAGAGCACCUGAUUGCCAAUGGACUCAUGACUGGGGAAGAGGUGUCAGAAAUCAAAACCUCCUACUACUCGAAGUUAAAUGACCAUUUAACCAACAUGGCACACUACAGCCCCCCAGCCACCAACCUGCAGGCACACUGGAAGGGUCUGGUCCAGCCGCCAGCCUGCAUUAGCACCUGGAACACGGGUGUGGCCCUUGACCUCCUGCGGUUUAUUGGCGGGAAGUCGGUGGAGGUGCCCGAGGAGCUCCAGAUGCACAGUCAUCUGCUGAAGACCUACGUGCAGUCCAGGCUGGAGAAAGUGAUGGAUGGAACAAAGUUAGACUGGGCCACGGCAGAAGCUCUUGCCUUGGGCUCAUUACUUGCUCAGGGUUUCAAUGUCCGUCUGAGUGGGCAAGAUGUUGGCCGUGGAACUUUUAGUCAGCGGCAUGCAAUGGUUGUUUGCCAGAAGACUGAUGAUACCUAUAUCCCUCUGAACCAUAUGGAUCCUGAUCAAAAGGGGUUUCUAGAGGUCAGCAACAGCCCGUUGUCAGAAGAGGCUGUCCUGGGAUUUGAAUAUGGAAUGAGCAUUGAAAGCCCCAAGUUGCUGCCCCUCUGGGAGGCUCAGUUUGGUGAUUUCUUCAAUGGUGCUCAGAUAAUUUUUGACACGUUCAUCUCUGGAGGGGAGGCCAAGUGGCUCCUACAGAGUGGCAUUGUUAUUCUCCUUCCCCACGGGUAUGACGGGGCUGGACCCGACCAUUCCUCUUGCCGCAUAGAGCGUUUCCUGCAGAUGUGUGACAGUGUCGAAGAGGGUGUAGAUGGAGACACGGUAAACAUGUUCGUGACACACCCGACCACCCCUGCACAGUAUUUCCACCUGCUCAGGAGACAGAUGGUUCGGAACUUCCGAAAACCCCUCAUCGUUGCUUCUCCGAAGAUGUUACUCAGGUUCCCCGCCGCUGUGUCAACUCUUCAAGAAAUGGCGCCAGGAACAACAUUCAAGCCGGUCAUUGGCGAUUCAUCUGUGGAUCCCAAAAAGGUCAAGAGGCUAGUGUUCUGCUGUGGCAAACAUUUCUAUGCCCUGCUGAAGCAAAGAGAAUCCUUAGAGGCCAAGAAGCAUGACUUUGCCAUCAUCCGAUUAGAGGAACUCUGCCCUUUCCCACUGGAUUCGUUACAGCAAGAGAUGAGCAAAUACAAACACGUUAAAGAUUUUAUUUGGAGUCAGGAGGAGCCUCAGAACAUGGGACCAUGGUGCUUUGUUUCUCCAAGGUUUGAAAAGCAGCUGGCCUGCAAGCUCCGUCUUGUGAGUCGACCCCCUUUGCCAGCCCCUGCUGUAGGAAUUGGCACCCUUCACCUGCAGCAGCAUGAAGAUGUCCUCACCAAGACCUUUGCUUGAUGGUGUCCUUUGAAACAGUGUUACUUCCUUUUAAGAAAACAAGCAUGAAAAGAAAAGCCGGCUCCUUUGCUCUCUUCUUCCAUUAGGCAACAUGAAAAGUCCGUGUUCCUCUAAGACGUUGGGAUUGAUGAGGAACAUUUAAUUGGAAUACACAGAGUAUCCAAGGGAAUUAUCCAUCGAUCCAUGAACCUGAUGAGUCACCUUAAUCCUUGAAGGUACAACAGUGUUCCGUUUUGGUUAGAUCUGAGUGAGCUGUAGAACCAGUGCCUUACCCAGACUUUUUCAGACCAUGUUUUCCAAUUAACUAUAUAUGCCCAGGAAAGUCUCUUUAAUUUGAAUUUACAGAAUUUACCUGCAGAUCAAUUUGCUUGGUACGUGUCACUUUCAUUAAUUUUGCCAUUCUUUAUUCAGAGUCCUGUGACUACCAGUAUUUUCAUUUUAUGUGAUCUCAGGGGCUGCUUUCCAGCCACAGUGAGAAGUGUUUCACCAAAUGCUGGAGCAAAGCUAUGCUAGUCCUGAUGGAUGUUCUUCAGAAGAGCUGUUUUCACCCACUGACCUUAAAUAUCCAUCCCAUUACAAAGGACUAGGGAUGUAUCAUCUUUCUGCACAGUAUUAUUAAGGAGUUUUAGCUACAAUGAAAUUGUUUAUCAUCUUAUCUUUUUUCCCCCUAAAUUCUUAUUGCAGUGAUAUCUUAAUAUUUUUGAUUGGCUUUCGGUGUCUGAUACGGGGAUUUCAGCUCCUGGUUAGUCAGUCUUGCUGCUAAAAGGGUAUGAUGAAGUGAUGUUCGUUUGUGGUAUUUAAGGAGCAUUUUAACUUUAACGCUGAAAACUUCCAAGCACCAGGUUCUUAGGGGUUUAUGGAGAUCACCAGCCCAUUGCAUUACCUCUGAAACUUCACGGAAGCUUAACCACAGAGCAGCAAGCUGUGUAGCUUAAUGUCACUUGGUGCUGCAGGGGCUCUGCCAUCUUCCAUUCUGGUGCUAUGAGAGUUUUUCUUCAAAAUAAUGGAGGAAGUGCUGGGGCAUUGGAAUGGCCUCUCCCUUUUUUGGCAACUGGUAAAGUCUUUCACAAUCAACAUGGUUGUUUGGGCCACAGGAGUAGAUUUGCAAUUCGCAUCUUCAGUGUAUGCCUUAGUUUGUUGAUUUAAUAUUUCUGUAAUAUUCACAGCCCUUUGCACCUAUAUUCAAGCCCUGUGCACCUUAAUGCUUCCUUCCUAUGUCAAGCCUUAUAAAUCAUGUAACUCGGUGUCAUGCAUGUAAAUCGGUACAAAGUCUAUCUAAUGAAAACGGUUAUCAGUGUUGUAUACUGAACUAGAAAGACAUGAAAGGCCUGUCAUUUUUUUUUAGAUCUCUUGGUUUCUUGAGUUAAAAAUUCCAAGCUUGGGGUGCCUGGGUGGCUCAGUGGGUUAAGCUGCUGCCUUUGGCUCAGGUCAUGAUCUCAGGGUCCUGGGAUUCAGUCCCGCAUCAGGCUCUCUGCUCAGCAGCGAGCCUGCUUCCCUCUCUCUCUCUGCCUGCCUCUCUGCCUACUUGUGAUCUCUGUCUGUCAAAUAAAUAAAUAAAAUCUUAAGAAAAAAAAAAUUCCAAGCUUGAAGCACAAAAUGAGAGGGAAAACUAGGAUUUUUUUGUUUUGUUUUGUUUUUUAGAAGUUUAGAUUUCUUCUAAUUUCUCUGGUAUCUUAUUAUGUCUUCACCACCAUGAGCCAUGAAAUUGUCUUCUAAAAAAAUGUCUUCCGUAUCUUAACCUUCUUACUCUCAAGCACUGUUGCAACACAGGUCAGCAUUUUUAAUUACAUUGUAGGAAAGGACCAAAUCAAAUACUCUCAUAAUAAAGUAUGGGAUAAAAAUAUCAUAGCAAAAUUAAUAAAACACCUUUAUUGUAUUCCCCUGGGAAAUUUGAUAAUGUGAUAUUUGUAUCCCCUUUAUAUCUAUGUUAAUUUCAUAUUCAAUGAAGAAUAGAGUUCAAAUUGGGUAUUCAUUGAAGAGAAGAAUUAACAACCAUGAAGAAAAUGUUGAUUUUGUCUAAAGUGACAUAUUCUUAGUAAAAUAAAAUUUUCUUCUUUAAGAACCAUUUGCUCCAUUUUUGUAUAUGCAUAUUAUUUAGAAAAUAUUCUAAAGCAUAACUUCUUUUAGCCUAACUGUAUUACUUAUGAAGUUUUUUUUUUUUUUAAUUCCUUGACUGACAAUAGAAAUAGUGUCCAUUUUACAAAAGCGAGGAAAUGCAGUUUAAAGAAAUUAGGGGUUCCACAGGAGGGAAGUCACAGAUGAGAAUCAAGACUUGAGGUUCCAAAAACUUCACCUCCAUUUCCCUUGGAUAUACUUGGAUAUUUGCUUUUCACCUUCAGCUUCUAAGUUUUGUGUUAAAACCAUCAUAUUUGGGGGAAAUUUGGACAAAAUGUUUUUAAAUUCUCAAUAUUUACAACCUACUAUUAAUUCAAAUAAACAACUCCUAAAUUACUCAGUGGGAGUAGUAACUCAUUGUCAUGCUUGUAUUUAAAUCUGAUAAAGCAGUCUAAAGCAGACUGUUAUUUCCCCAUUGCCAUUUGCAAAAUCAGUUAAUCUUAGAAAACUUUUAAUAAAAGUAUGUUCCUUUAGUGUUA